AUGCAGCUGCCAGUGUCAGGGAACAUGCUGGAUGUGUACAGCAGUGGAGGGAUGGUUGCUCCUACCAUCGCCGUCUCAAACUCCUGUCCUGCUGACCUGCACAACGUCAAGACUGAGUUAACCGGUACUGGUAAAGAGUUCCUCUCUAAAACACACUUAACACUCAUUAUAAACUGGGUGGUUCGAGUCCCUGAAAUGCUGAUUGGCUGAUAGCCAUGGUAUAUCAUAUUAUUUUUACUGCUCUAAUUACGUUGGUAACUAGUUUAUAACAGCAAUAAGGCACCCUGGGGGUUUGUGGUAUAUGGCCAAUAUACCACGGCUAAGGGCUGUAUCCAGGUACUCCGCGUUGCGUCGUGCUUAAGAACAGCCCUUAGCCGUGGUAUAUUGGCCAUAUACCACAUCCCCUCGGGCCUUAUUGCUUAAAUAACCCCCUCUAGCUCUUAUCUCUCUCUCUCCGUCUCUCUUUCUGUCUGUAAAAAGUUCCUCUCUAAAUAACACUCAAUAACACCUGUCUGUCUAUCUCUCUCUGUCAUCUCCCAAUCCUCUCUAUCUCAACUUCCUGUCUGUCGAUCUCUCUCUUACUCUGUCCCUGUUUCUGUGUGGUCCUCUCGUGAGAUCGACUUCUCUCAUCCUCUCCCUCCUCCUCUCCUUCCCCAUCUCGUCUCCCCAUCUCCCCCUCUCUCCCCUCCUCCUCCUCCCCCGACUCCACCUCCUCCAGCCCCCACUCUCCUCCCCCUGCCCCCUCCGUCUAACUUACGAUGCACUCCUCUCUCACUCGCCCCUCUCUCUCCCCCUACACCUCCGCUCCUUCUCCAGACACAUCCGUAUGUCUCUCCGCUUCUCUGACCUCCCGUCUCUCUAUCCUCCCUCAGCAACUCCCUCGCCCCACUCUCUCCUCCCCCUCUCUCUCACAUCACCACUCUAUCCUCUCUCUCCUCCCCUCUCUUUUCUUUUUAAAGUUCUUACUCAGCAUUGCUCAACUUCCCUUGUCCAGUCAGUCAGUCCCACCCUGUUCCUCUGCCUCAGCCUUCAGUAGACCUGCAGUCAUGUUUCCGUUUGAUCUCUACGGCAUACUCACCAUCCGUUAUGUGUCUUAUGACUUUUAGCGUCUUUUGACAUUCUGAACAUAUGCAUAUACUGUUUUUUAAAUCUAUGUUUUAUUUACGUUUCAAGCAGUCUUUAGCAACCCACACUGUACUGAUAUUGGAGUGCGAAAUGUUGAUUUGAUAUUGUCUCCUUCUAGAGGUGGAGGUUAAAGCUAUGACGAAGGAGCGACAGAAAAAGGACAACCAUAACCAGAGUGAGUAUAGAUCAAUACUUUACUGCCAACGGAUACCAUAUUUGAAAUGUAUUUCAUUAGGUCUAACAGUUGGUCACCAGCUUGGUGAUAAUGUUGACAUGUUACGGUUGUUCCUAGUUGAGAGACGGAGGAGGUUCAACAUCAACGAUCGCAUCAAGGAACUGGGAGCUCUCAUCCCCAAAUCGAGUGACCCGUGAGUAGCCCCCCCCCUCCCCCCCUGCUAAAGUGCUACUGUACAUAUUUCACCAUCUCACUGUUCCUUUCUCCUCACUGACCCCCCCUGCUACAACAUAGUAUCUAAUCAUGCCACUGUUCCUUUCCCCUCACUGACCCCCCUGCUACGGAGACAGGGAGACGCGUUGGAACAAGGGAACCAUCCUGAAGGCGUCUGUGGACUACAUCAGGAGGCUGCAGAAGGAGCAGCAGAGAGCCAAGGAGAUGGAGAACAGGCAGCGGAAACUGGAGCACAGCAACCGUAACCUACUGCUACGUAUACAGGUAAUACUGACUGUAACCUACUGCUACGUAUACAGGUAAUACUGACUGUAACCUACUGCUACGUAUACAGGUAAUACUGACUGUAACCUACUGCUACGUAUACAGGUAAUACUGACCGUAACCUACUGCUACGUAUACAGGUAAUACUGACCGUAACCUACUGCUAGUAUACAGGUAAUCUGACCGUAACCUAUGCUACGUAUACAGGUAUACUGACUGUACCUACUGCUACGUAUACAGGUAAUACUGACCGUAACCUACUGCUACGUAUACAGGUAAUACUGACCGUAACCUACUGCUACGUAUACAGGUAAUACUGACCGUAACCUACUGCUACGUAUACAGGUAAUACUGACUGUAACCUACUGCUAUGUAUACAGGUAAUACUGACUGUAACCUACUGCUACGUAUACAGGUAAUACUGACCGUAACCUACUGCUACGUAUACAGGUAAUACUGAACCGUAACCUCAAUGCUACGUAUACAGGUAAUACCUGACCUGUAACCUACUGCUACGUAUACAGGUAAUACUGACUGUAACCUACUGCUACGUAUACAGGUAAUCUGCCGUAAACCUACUGCUACUAUACAGGUAAUACUGACCGUAACCUACUGCUACGUAUACAGGUAAUACUGACUGUAACUACUGCUACGGAUACAGGUAAUAUGGACCGUAACCUACUGCCGUAACUGCUACGUAUACAGGUAAUACUGACCGUAACCUACUGCUACGUAUACAGGUAAUACUGACCGUAACCUACUGCUACGUAUACAGGUAAUACUGACCGUAAACCUACUGCUACGUAUACAGGUAAUACUGACCGUAACCUACUGCUACGUAUACAGGUAAUACUGACCGUAACCUACUGCUACGUAUACAGGUAAUACUGACCUGUAACCUACUGCUACGUAUACAGGUAAUACUGACCGUAACCUACUGCUACGUAUACAGGUAAUACUGACUGUAACCUACUGCUACGUAUACAGGUAAUACUGACCGUAACCUACUGCUACGUAUACAGGUAAUACUGACCGUAACCUACUGCUACGUAUACAGGUAAUACUGACUGUAACCUACUGCUACGUAUACAGGUAAUACUGACCGUAACCUACUGCUACGUAUACAGGUAAUACUGACCGUAACCUACUGCUACGUAUACAGGUAAUACUGACCUGUAACCUACUGCUACGUAUACAGGCUACGUAUACAGGUAAUACUGACCGUAACCUACUGCUACGUAUACAGGUAAUACUGACCGUAACCUACUGCUACGUAUACAGGUAAUACUGACCGUAACCUACUGCUACGUAUACAGGUAAUACUGACCGUAACCUACUGCUACGUAUACAGGUAAUACUGACCGUAAUCUACUGCUACAGGUAAUACUGACCGUAACCUACUGCUACGUAUACAGGUAAUACUGACCGUAACCUACUGCUACGUAUACAGGUAAUACUGACCGUAACCUACUGCUACGUAUACAGGUAAUACUGACUGUAACCUACUGCUACGUAUACAGGUAAUACUGACUGUAACCUACUGCUACGUAUACAGGUAAUACAUUUUACAUUUUAGUCAUUUAGCAGACGCUCUUAUCCAGAGCGACUUACAGGAGCAAUUAGGGUUAAGUGCCUUGCUCAAGGGCACAUCGACAGAUCUUUCACCUAGUCGGCUCGGGGAUUAGAACCAGCGACCUUUCGGUUUCUGGCACAACGCUCUUAACCACUAAGCUACCUGACACCUAGGUAGACUGAGAGGGAAGGGUUGGGGUUGGAGACUGGGAGGGAAGGGUUGGGGUUGGAGACUGGGAGGGAAGGGUUGGGGUUGGAGACUGGGAGGAAGGGUUGGAGACUGGGAGGGAAGGGUUGGGGUUGGAGACUGGGAGGGAAGGGUUGGGGCUAAGGAGAUGGAGACCAGACCAAGCCUACUGCUAUGAAAUCAGGUUAAGAAGAUGUUCCUGUUGUUGGACAAUAAAGUCAAUCUAUUCAAUCAGUAUACAGCAAGGAAGUCUGGUAAAUACUUGAGUGUGAUAUUGCCAUGUUUUCAUGUCUCUUUGGAAGUUAAAUGGUAAAUUGUCUCAGGGAAAAAUCAAUCAACUCUGGCGUCCCCCAGGGCAGUGUUCCAGGGCCUCUACUGUUUCUACUGUACAAUAAUUAAGCAAUAAGGUAAUAAGGAAUGGAAUCCUGUGAAUAAUGCAUGUCUAAGGGCUGUUUUUUGUGUUGGCUAUUGUUGUCUGUUGAUUCUCUCUACAGGAGCUUGAGCUGCAGGCCCGCCUCCACGGCCUCUCCACCCCCGCCUCCUCCUCCCAGGGCAGCUCCUCCUCACACCUAAGCCUAUCACAGUCCCUGGACCCCAGCACGGGCUGACGCCCUCUCCAGGACCCUCCUCUCCCUGAGUGGUGGCCCAGGCCUCCAGGCCGCCUCCCCCUCCUUCCUGUCUCCACCCCCCUCGGCCUCCCCGGUUGGUCUGAUGACCAUGGCCAGCCCCCUGGAUCUGGACUCUCUGAGCUUCUCUGAGCUGGACGACCCGUCGUCCGCAGCCUUCCACGCCUCCCUGCUGCCGGACAUGGGUCUGGGGGAUAUCCUGAUGGACGAUAGGGGGGUGGGGAUGUCCUCUGUGCAGGGAGCCUCCAGGACCAUCUGAGGUGGCCGCAGGGGCCGCGUGUCAUGACCAUGGAGGGAAGACCUUGAGCUUUUGGGCUGGGCCGUCCCAGACCAGCCCGCUGCGAAGGCUGGGCUACGGGAGGGGGGGGGAUGCCUCGUGGGCAGAGACCCCUGGCCUCCCGUUCCAGACCUCCAGACAUUAGUGCAGGAACAGAUUCAGCAUGGAGGAAGACCUGUGACUGGGCUCAGUCCCAAACCGACUCCUAGACCCUACACCCUAGACUAAACCCUACACCCUUAGAAACGUAAUGUAGAUCUGAGAGAAUUGGAAAGGAGUAAUCAUGGCAAAACAUUCCAGCCAGCAGAAUCAUACCAGAGUGCUUAUAUCAAUCCUCCGUCCUUUCAGAUUUACAGGAGUGCCUAGGGAGUCCAUUUGGGAUUCAGCAGGAGAGACAGAAGGCUCUAAACUAGGGAGUCCAUUUGGGAUUCAGCAGGAGAGACAGAAGGCUCUAAACUAGGGAGUCCAUUUGGGAUUCAGCAGGAGAGACAGAAGGCUCUAAACUAGGGAGUCCAUUUGGGAUUCAGCAGGAGAGACUGAAGGCUCUAAACUUUCCAGAGGACUGCAGACUGGCGGUGGGGCCUCCACACACCCUGCAUGGCCCAGUCUUUCCAUCCCAACAGGAGGGUUUACUGCCUAUUGUCUUCUGGUUCUAGGAAUCUUCCAACCCGGGAUUUCUGAGAAAAAAAAACGUGGGUAUUUGGAAAGUUAAAGGAAUUUUGCAACCCUAGUCUUAGUUUAGACUAGAAUGUCUAGAAAUAAUUCCUGACCCCUUAUGGUGAUGAUGCAAUCCAUUUUUAUCUCUAUGCUUGUAAUGGAAUAUAGAAUACAUCUAUGGAGUUGAGCUGUUCUAUAGCAUUAAAAGGAUAGAUACACCUUACAUAGAUAUUAACCUAUUAGUAUGUCUGGUUGUUAUUGGCUAGUUCUGUGAAUAGCAAUGAGGAUGGAGGUAGAUAUGUAUAGGGGUAAGGGGACAGGGAUACUGGAGUGAUGGAGGUAGAUAUGUAUAGGGGUAAGGGGACAGGGAUACUGGAGUGAUGGAGGUAGAUAUGUAUAGGGGUAAGGGGACAGGGAUACUGGAGUGAUGGAGGUAGAUAUGUAUAGGGGCUAAGGGGACAGGGAUACUGGAGUGAUGGAGGUAGAUAUGUAUAGGGUAAGGGGACAGGGAUACUGGAGUGAUGGAGGUAGAUAUGUAUAGGGCUAAGGGGACAGGGAUACUGGAGUGAUGGAGGUAGAUAUGUAUAGGGGUAAGGGGACAGGGAUACUGGAGUGAUGGAAGGUAGAUAUGUAUAGGGGCUAAGGGGACAGGGAUACUGGAGUGAUGGAGGUAGAUAUGUAUAGGGGUAAGGGGACAGGGAUACUGGAGUGAUGGAGGUAGAAUUAUAGGGUAGGGACAGUUAGGAUGAGGUAAAGGUAUAGGCUAAGGGGACAGGGAUACUGGAGUGAUGGAGGUAGAUAUGUAUAGGGUAAGGGGGACAGGGAUACUGGAGUGAUGGAGGUAGAUAUGUAUAGGGGUAAGGGGACAGGGAUACUGGAGUGAUGGAGGUAGAUAUGUAUAGGGGUAAGGGGACAGGGAUACUGGAGUGAUGGAGGUAGAUAUGUAUAGGGGUAAGGGGACAGGGAUACUGGAGUGAUGGAGGUAGAUAUGUAUAGGGGUAAGGGGACAGGGAUACUGGAGUGAUGGAGGUAGAUAUGUAUAGGGCUAAGGGGACAGGGAUACUGGAGUGAUGGAGGUAGAUAUGUAUAGGGGUAAGGGGACAGGGAUACUGGAGUGAUGGAGGUAGAUAUGUAGGGGUAAGGGGACAGGGAUACUGGAGUGAUGGAGGUAGAUAUGUAUAGGGGUAAGGGGACAGGGAUACUGGAGUGAUGGAGGUAGAUAUGUAUAGGGGUAAGGGGACAGGGAUACUGGAGUGAUGGAGGUAGAUAUGUAUAGGGUAAGGGGACAGGGAUACUGGAUGGGAGAAUAAGGAGGAUUGUGAUGGAGGUAGAUAUGUAUAGGGGUAAGGGGACAGGGAUACUGGAGUGAUGGAGGUAGAUAUGUAUAGGGGUAAGGGGACAGGGAUACUGGAGUGAUGGAGGUAGAUAUGUAUAGGGGUAAGGUGACUAGGCAACAGGAUAUGAGAUAAACAGAGUAACAGCAGCUUGUAUGUGUGUGUGAGUGCGUGUGUAUAGAGUCAGUUUAAGUAUAUGUGCAUGUUAUGUGUGAGUGAGCAGAUGAUGGAGUGAGUGAGUGUUGGAGUGACAGUGUGUGUGAGUGUGUAGGGCCCUGUGAGUGUGCAUAGAGACAGUGCAAAUACUGAAAUAAAAGGUAAAUAAAGAUACAAGGUAAACUCAGUCUGUAGCCAUUUUGUCAGCUAUUCAUCAGUCGUAUUGCUUGUGGAUAGAAGCCGUUCAGGAGCCUGUUGGUGUCAGACGUGAUGCACCGUUACCUCUUACUGUGCGACAGCAGAGGAAAUAGACUAUGGCUUGGGUGGUUGGUGUCUUUGACAAUUUCCCGGGCCUUCUCUUCACACCGCCUGGUAUAGAGGUCCUGGAUGGCACCAGUGAUGGACUGGGCUGUCCGCACCACCCUCUGUAGCGCCAUGCGAUCGAGGGCGGUGCUAUUGCCAUACCAGGCGGUGAUGCAGCCAGUCAAUAUGCUCUCAAUCGUACAGCUGUAGAACUGUUUGAGGAUUUGAGGGCCCCAUGGCAAACUUUUUCAACCAUUUUAAGUCUUUAGUGAUUUAGACACCGAGGAACUUGAAGCUGUCUACCUACCCCACUGCUGCCCGGUCGAUGUGGAUGGGGGGGGUGCUUGCCCCCCCGUUUCCUGAUAGUCCACCAUCAGCUCCUUGGUCUUGCUGACGUUGAGGGAGAGGUUGUUGCUCCGGCACCACACCGCCAGGUCACUGACCUCCUCCCUGUAGGCUGACUCAUCGUUGAGGGAGAGGUUGUUGCUCCGGCACCACACCGCCAGGUCACUGACCUCCUCCCUAUAGGCUGAGUCAUCGUCGACCGGUGAUCAGGCCUACCACUGUUGUGUCGUCAGCAAACUUGAUGAUGGUGUUGGGAGUCGUGCAUGGCCAUGUCGUCGUGGGUGAACAGGGAGUACAGGAGGGGACUGAGCACACACCCCUGAGGGGCCCCCGUGUUGAGGGUCAGCGUGGCGGAGGUGAUGUUGCCGACCCUCAGGGUCGUCCCGUCAGGAAGCCCAGGAUCCAGUUGCAGAGGGAGGUGUUCAGUCCCAUGGUCCUGAGCUUGGUGACGAGCUUGGAGGGGACAAUGGUGUUGAACGCUGAGCUGUAGUCAAUGAACAGCAUUCUCACGUAGGGUGCCAUUUAUGACGAUUAAAGUGCAGCACCUUUUAUUGGUAAACAUGUUGUAUAAUCUAGAUGAUCGUUGUGUGUUGGUAUGCUAUUAAAGUGUGUCAAGAGUCACUCAGGAAAACUCGGCUGAGCAGCCAGCUGUACAGUAGACGGAACAGUUACAAUGCUGUGUUUGUAGGCACGUUGUUCUGUAGUCCUCAAUAGCAAGACCGGUAAGAGUAGCUCUCAACUUUGAUCUACAAGGUUUUAUCUCUGUAUUCCUGCCUCUCUGUAUUCCUGCCUCUCUGUGUUCCAGCCUCUCUGUAUUCCUGCCUCUCUGUGCUCCUGCCUCUCUGUGUUCCAGCCUCUCUGUAUUCCUGCCUCUCUGUGUUCCCUGCCUCUCUGUAUUCCUGCCUCUCUGUAUUCCUGCCUCUCUGUAUUCCUGCCUCUCUGUGUUCCAGCCUCUCUGCCUCUCUGUAUUCCUGCCUCUCUGUGUUCCAGCCUCUCUGUAUUCCUGCCUCUCUGUAUUCCUGCCUCUCUGUAUUCCUGCCUCUCUGUGUUCCAGCCUCUCUGUAUUCCAGCCUCUCUGUAUUCCUGCCUCUCUGUAUUCCUGCCUCUCUGUAUUCCUGCCCCUCUGUGUUCCAGCCUCUCUGUAUUCCUGCCUGGGUCAAAUUAGUUCAGGAAUUCAGCAAUUUAAAGAAAAACUCAGAACGUGAUGAGAUAGUUUUUUUUAAUGAAUGUAUUAAAGCUGCAAUAUGUAACUUUUUGGGUGACCCGACCAAAUUCACAUAGAAAUCUGAGUUAUAGAUCUGUCAUACUCUUAAGAAGUGGUAGAUCUGUUUUAUGUGGGCUAUUUCUAUGCUUCCCAUUCUUAAGUUUCUGUUUUUGAGUCUUUUACAUUGAUUCAUACCAUGACAGAUACUUCCUUCACAUUGGUGAUGUUUGUUUAGCCUAUGUCCAACCUCAUAUGCUGCGUUUCACCCAUAGAGAUAGAGGACUCUAGCUAGAUAUAACCCUUAAUAACACAGACACAAAGAUGAGUCAUCUAUCUAACUCUAUGGUUUCACCAUGGGUUCGGUCUGGAGUCCAGGCUGAUGUUUUAUAUAUAUAUAUGCCCACUGGCUGGAUGACCACGCCGACUACUACAUAUCAUGAUGAAUCAUUUUUGUUUUUAUUUGACCAAGAUAACACUUUUAAUUCACCUGUAAUAUAUUUUUACUUGUAGCUGUACCUACCGGGAUUUUAAUUGAUCUAUUCCUUUCUGAUUUCAGUACACUCAUUCUCUUUCAUGUAUUCCAACUAUGCACAUGAGACAUUCAUGUUGGAAACAGUAGUGACUGUCUUUCUUUCUGUCCUUGCACAGAAAGACAGAUUUAACAACCACAUGCAGCCAAAUGGUUACUGUGUCAAACUCAUUUACUCUAGAAGGCUAUUGACUGUUUGUACUCUUCUGUUUUGGUUCUAACUUUCGAUUUCUGUGCAUACUUUACUCUGUCAUUUCUGACUCUGUGCAUACUUUACUCUGUCAUUUCUGACGUCUGUGCAUACUUUACACUGUCAUUUCUGACGUCUGUGCAUACUUUACUCUGUCAUUUCGACUUCUGUGCAUACUUUACUCUGUCAUUUCUGACUUCUGUGCAUACUUUACUCUGUCAUUUCUGACGUCUGUGCAUACUUUACACUGUCAUUUCUGACGUCUGUGCAUACUUUACUCUGUCAUUUCUGACUUCUGUGCAUACUUUACUCUGUCAUUUCUGACUUCUGUGCAUACUUUACACUGUCAUUUCUGACUUCUGUGCAUACUUUACUCUGUCAUUUCUGACUUCUGUGCAUACUUUACUCUGUCAUUUCUGACUUCUGUGCAUACUUUACACUGUCAUUUCUGACGUCUGUGCAUACUUUACUCUGUCAUUUCUGACUUCUGUGCAUACUUUACUCUGUCAUUUCUGACUUCUGUGCAUACUUUACUCUGUCAUUUCUGACUUCUGUGCAUACUUUACACUGUCAUUUCUGACGUCUGUGCAUACUUUACUCUGUUAUUUCUGACUUCUGUGCAUACUUUACACUGUCAUUUCUGACGUCUGUGCAUACUUUACUCUGUCAUUUCUGACUUCUGUGCAUACUUUACACGGUCAUUUCUGACUUCUGUGCAUACUUUACACUGUCAUUUCUGACGUCUGUGCAUACUUUACUCUGUCAUUUCUGACGUCUGUGCAUACUUUACACUGUCAUUUCUGACGUCUGUGCAUACUUUACACUGUCAUUUCUGACGUCUGUGUAUACUUUACUCUGUCAUUUCUGACUUCUGUGCAUACUUUACUCUGUCAUUUCUGACUUCUGUGCAUACUUUACUCUGUCAUUUAUUUUCAUAGAAAAGCAAUAUACCUAUAGGUGGUCGAGUAGAAUUUAGUAAAGUCACUUAUCAUUACAGCCCUGUAAGAUACAGUAUAUGGAUAAAGCAUUAGGGAAUGUUAGGAAAUAUGUUUUAUAACUGCGGUUUAAGUUCUGUCAUAUGCAUAUUCAAUCUGUAUUGUGUUUAGUUUAUGUAUGUAAAUAUAAAUAGUGUAUAAUAACUCGAUAUAGCAUAAUGUUCUGGAACAAUACAUUUAUUUACAAAUAUUUUCUGUGUAAUGUACACAUUAUAUGCUAUAUAUUAUGUAAACAUAUUGCAUAUAUUUGGCCUUAAUUCGAAAAAAAUGUUUUAAUAUAUAUAUAUACUUUUUAUCAUUUUCUCUUUUAAAUAUAUGUGACUCUGUCACGUGUGUGAGUGCAUGCUGCUCAUUUCAACCAAGGGGAUUCUUUGUCUGAUAGCAAACUGCAGUACCAGUGAAAAGUUUGGACACACCUACUCAUUCAAGGGUUUUUCUUAAUUUUUACUAUUUUCUACAUUGUAGAAUGAUAGUGAAGACAUCAAAACCAUGAAAUAACACAUGGAAUCAUGUAGUAACCAGAAAAGUGUUAAACAGCCUGGAGGUGUGUAAUGAUGGACUGUUCGUUUCUCUUUGCUUAUUUGAGCUGUUCUUGCCAUAAUAUGGACUUGGUCUUUUACCAAAUAGGGCUAUGUUCUGUAUACCACCCCUACCUUGUCACAACACAACAGAUUGGCUCAAACGCAGUAAGGAAAGAAAUUCCACAAAUUAACAUUUUAAGAAGGCACACCUGUUAAUUGAAAUGCAUUCCAGGUGACUACCUCAUGAAGCUGGUUGAGAGAAUGCCAAGAGUGUGCAAAGCUGUCAUCAAGGCAAAGGGUGGCUACUAUGAAGAAUCUCAAAUAUAACAUAUAUUUUGAUUUGUUUAACGCUUUUAUUAGUUUAACAUGAUUUAUUUCAUAGUUUUGAUGUCUUCACUAUUAUUCUACAAUGUAGAAAAUAGUAAAAAUAAAGAAAAACCCUGGAAUGAGUAGGUGUGUCCAAACCCUUUGACUGGUACUAUAUAUUAGACUAUCUCUUCUGGUAGAGCAAUGCAGUAGCCAAUAGCCAUUCAGCAAUAGUCAGUUCCUGGUCACAUGUCACUUUUACUGUUCAGUGACUGGCUAGCAGCUCAAUACAGUCUUGCAGCUCUUUGUGAGGAUAUGACUGCAUGGAUACAUCCCAAAUAUUGCCUUUUAUAGUGCACUACUUGUAACCAGAGCCUUAAGCAAUAAGGCAGUUCUUGACAAACCGGUGCGCCUGGCACCUACUACCAUACCCCGUUCAAAGGCACUUAAAUAUUUUGUCUUGCCCAUUCACCCUCUGAAUGGCACACAUACACAAUCCAUAUCUCAAUUGUCUCAAAGCUUAAAAAUCCUUCUUUAACCUGUCUCCUCCCCUUCAUCUACACUGAUUGAAGUGGUUUUAACAGGUGACAUCAAUAAGGGAUCAUAGCUUUCACCUGGUCGGUUAAUGUCAUGUAAAGAGCAGGUGUUCUUAAGUUUUGUAUACUCAGUGUAUGUAAAAGUGUCUAGGUUCAAUGUCACUCAAUCAUGACAAGUAUAAUCAGUCUUACGGCUCCUCCAUGUCAGGUAUUUUGUGGUUUUCAAAACAAAACAAAAAUCCAGUUAAAACAGUCUUGUUACAUUUGUUUUCUAAGUUAUUUUAUUUUACUCAUUUCAGUUUGUCGAUGUGAUAUGUUUGGUUGUAGGUGUACAGCAAUAACUGGUUUUCCUGUGUCUGGUUACCUACCUGUCUGGUUACCUACCAGUCUGGUUACCUACCCGUCUGGUUACCUACAGUCGGGUUUACCUCCCUGUUGGUUACUACCAGUUGGUUACCUACCGUCUGUUACCUACCUUUUGGGUUUACUACCUGUCUGGUUACCUAGGUUACCUACCAGUCUGGUUACCUACCUGUCUGGUUACCUACCUGUCUGGUUACCUACCUGUCUGGUUACCUACCUGUCUGGUUACCUAGGUUACCUACCAGUCUGGUUACCUACCUGUCUGGUUACCUACCUGUCUAGUUACCUACCUGUCUAGUUACCUACCUGUCUAGUUACCUACCUGUCUGGUUACCUACCUGUCUGGUUACCUACCUGUCUGGUUACCUACCUGUCUGGUUACCUAGGUUACCUACCUGUCUAGUUACCUACCUGUCUGGUUACCUACCUGUCUGGUUACCUACCAGUCUGGUUACCUAGGUUACCUACCUGUCUGGUUACUUACCUGUCUGGUUACCUACCUGUCUGGUUACCUACCUGUCUGGUUACCUACCUGUCUGGAUGUAAAGUGUCAGGUUAUGUGUAUCAAAUAACACAAACCCUCCCCCCUCUGUUGAUGAUUGGUCUUCAACCCUCCACCCACUGUUGAUGAUUGGUCUUCAUCAGAACACACACCAUCAAAUCAGGAUACACAAGUCACUCUCUGUAGAAAUGGGAUCAUGAAAGGGAUUUUUGUACCAGUUGUUUUACUCAAUAACAUCGUUGUUAUAUUGCAUGUAGUCUAAGUUAUAUAUUGUUUUCUUUAAACUCGUAGAAAAAAUAAGAAACAUACUAAUGACUGUUCAUUGUUUCAUUUUUAAUAAUAAUCUUUGUUAAAUAAUGAUUACAUUUUUUUUAUAUAAAAACCCAAACAGCUGUUUCUGUGUGUUUAGUUCCCCUCAGCACAUUUGACCCCUUAUUCUCUCUGUACUGCACUACUCUGGUCAGAUAGGGCCCUGGUCAAAGGUAGUGCACUACAGAUGUCGGAUCCUAAUCUGACCCAUUUCGUCGCAGGAAGAAAAUAAUCCUGCAGCAGGAGGAUUUAAAUAAAUAUUUUAAAUGUAUAACUGCCGCCCAGGGGGCAGCUAGAAGCGGUGUUUUGUAGGCUAUACAAUGCAGUACCAUACCUAGGAGGUUAUGAUUUGGAGAAGGCUCUGCAAACCAAACCCGACCUCAUACCGUCAAGUAUUUUCAUGACUUGCUAGAGCAUUGUGAACGAGCAUUGUGAACUUCCGUAAGGUAAGUGGUCUGAGCAGAACACUUCAACUGUGAGCAUCAUGAGUUCACGCCCAGUGCUGGACAAUCUUUUUUUGACACUUUGUAUGAAUAGAAAUAAACGUCGGUGUAGCAUACUGUUAUUAUUUAACCAAUCCAAAAGGGACCUACCUACCUCAGUAGGAAGCACUUUUCCAGUAGGUUACUGCCUUUUGGGGACGGGAUUCGAAGGCUGUAUCACGUGACAACACAUUCCACCAAUUAGCCCCUUAGUGGUGGUGAGGAGGAGGAGGAGUCUACCGUGUCCGGAAACGACUUCACCAUUCAUUUUCUGGAUUCAGGUUCACUCAAACAUCAUUUAUUUUAUUUAACCUUUAUUUAACCAGGUAAGCCAGUUGAGAACAAGUUCUCAUUUACAACUGCGACCUGGCCAAGAUAAAGCAAAGCAGUGCGAUAAAAACAACAACACAGAGUUACAUAUGGGGUAAACAAAACAUAAAGUCAAAAAUACAACAGAAAUAUAUUUACAUUUUAAGUUUUGUUUUACUAUUGACAGUUACAGCUGAUUUCCGGAUUGUAUGGAUUCACUCUCCUUAAAUAUUUGUCAUCUGAUGUAUUCGUUUCAGUCUCUGAAUUGUUUAAUCAAACUUUUCGCCACCAGUUUCUCAUAUCAGGGCAUAAAAACGACAAUCUGUCCUGAAUUAGCCUAAACUAGCUGGCUAGCUGAACUAUGCUAGUUUUUCAUCCUCUUUGUCAAACUUCAUAAAUACUGCAUCCUCAACUUCAAAACUCCUUUUGAUAGUUAUACAGUCGUGUAACUGAGAAAUUUGCUCGAAAUAAACUUUGAAAUGAUUUAUUGUUUUGUUUAAUGGUUCGUAAGACAACGGUGGUGAAUGAUAUGGGUUAGCUGGUAUGUUUCGGACUAGUCUUGAAACUGGGACAACGGGCAGCCUCCCCCGCUUGGCUCGAUGGAAUAUAUCAUGAGUUUGUCAACAGAGCCAGAUAUGUCCAAUCCUGUACCUUUAACUUUUUUUUUUUUAAACUGACUAUCGUAUAUGUUGAUUAAAUCGGACUUUAUUAGUACAACUAAAACAUAAAAAAAAAAUACAACUGGUAGGGUUCAGGAUAGGGACGUCCCAAGGAUCCCGUCCACGGAGCUGCUCCUCCUCACAACCCUUAUUGUAGCCACUGUAGCGUCGUCAGCAACUAGUGGCAGCAAUUCAGUGAACAACUAUCCCAAAAGGAAAAUAUCUGACACGAGUAACAAGUAAACAAAUAACAUAGUCGAUCUCCUUAGUACCUGUUAACGAAUGAAGUUGACACCAACCAGAAUAAUGAUCCUACGGUAUAGGGUCCUCCUCUCACGUAUUGCUGGUCUGCUGCUCCACCGUUGUGGACAUGACAGGUAAGCUUGCAUGCAUGAUACAUAUCAUACAGGCUAAGAUUUUUUGAGAGAGCUAUUUUACUGACUGUUUAAGAACAAUUAAUGGCCAGAAUAGUGGUGUUUCACAGUGAAGCUAAUAUUGCGUUAGAGCUGCUGUUUUUCCUUCUUCUAAUGAGUUGGCGUGCACUGUGAAUAAUUAAUACAAAUAUCACACCUUUGCAUAUUGUUAAAGUUUAGUCAUUUUCAUCUCCCUGCCACCUAGGCUACUUAAUCCUAAUGUAAACUAAAUGCAUUGGAUACAAAACAAAUACUGGUAUGUGAUAAAUGAUCAUUUUUCCAAUAUAAUGAUAUAAAUGCAUAUCAAACUGGAAUAUAUAUUCAAUUAAAUGAAUACAGCAUUGUAAUAUUAUUUAUACCUUUCUCUCUCCUGGCAGGGGAUUAGACAGAUGAACUGCAUUCACUAGAUGCCCAAGCCUCAAAACCAGAAACACGUGGAGACAUCAACACUUGUAAUUUUGAAUAAAUAUUACAAUUUAUUAGUUUUCCUGUAUCUGUGCAUGAGUCCUUAAAACACAGUCCAUUGUACAAAAUAUGUACAGUGCCUUCAGAAAGUAUUCACACCCCUUUAAUUUUCCCACACUUUGUUGUGUUACAGCCUGCCUGCAUUUACUGGCCUACACACAAUACCCCAUAAUGUCAAAGUGGAAUUAUGUUUUUAGACAUUUUAAAACAUUUAAUAAAAAUGAAAAGCUGAAAUUGUCUUGAGUCAAUAAGUAUUCAACCCCUUUGUGAUGGUAAACCUAAAUAAGUUCAGGAGUAAAAAUGUACUUAACAAAUCACAUAAUAAGUUGCAAGGACUCACUCUGUGUGCAAUAGUAGUGUUUAACAUGAUUUUUUAAAUGACUACCUCAUCUCUGUACCCCACACAUACAAUAAUCUGUAAGGUCCCUCAGUCGAGCUGUGAAUUUCAAACACAUUCAACCACUAAGACCAGGGAGAUUUUUCAAUGCCUCGCAAAGAAGGGCACCUAUUGGUAGAUGGGUACACACAGUCACUAUAAAGAUACAGGCGUCCUUCCUAACUCAGCUGCCGGAGAGGAAGGAAACCGCUCAGGGAUUUCACCAUGAGGCCAACGGUGACUUUAAAACAGUUACAGAGUUUAAUGGCUGUGAUAAGAGAAAACUGAGGAUGGAUCAACAGCAUUGUAGAUACUCCACAACACUAACUAAAAUGACAGUGAAAAGAAGGAAGCCUGUACAAAACAUUCAUUAUGUUUGCAAUAAGGCACGAAAGUAAAACUGCAAGAAAUGUCCUGAAUACAAAAGCGUUAGGUUUGGGGCAAAUCCAACACAUCACUGAGUAACACUCUUCCUAUUUUCAAGUGUAAUAGUGUUGCUUCCGUCCCUCUCCUCGCCCCCAACCUGGGCUUGAACCAGGGACCCUCUGCACACAUCGACAACAGUCACCCUCGAAGCACCGUUACCCGUCGCUCCACAAAAGCCGCGGCUCUUGCAGAGCAAAGGGAAACAACUGCUUCAAGGUCUCAGAGCGAGUGACGUCACCGAUUGAAACGCUACUAGCACUGGUUACACAAUACAUAUUUUUUUACAUUUUAGUCAUUUUUAGCAGACGCUCUUUUCCAGAGCGACUUACAGUUAGUGCAUACAUGCUCUACCAACUGAGCUACACGGGACAAUCAUGGUGGUGGCUGCAUCAUGUUAUAGGUAUGCUUGUCAUCGGCAAAGAUCAGGGAGUUUUAUUUGCAUAAAAAUAAAUGGAAUAGUGCGAAGCACAGUCAAAAUCCAAGAGGAAAACCUGGUUCAUUCUGCUCUCCAACAGACACUGGGAGACAAAUUCACCUUUCAGCAGGACAAUAGCCUAAAACAACAAGGCUAAAUAUACACUGGAGUUGCUUACCAAGACGACGUUGAAUGUUCCUGAGUAGCCUGGUUACAGUUUUGACAUAAAUUGGCUUGAAAAUCUAUGGCAAGACUUGGAAAUGGCUGUCUAGCAAUGAUCAACAACCAAUUUGACAGAGCUUGAAGAAUUAAAAAAAGAAUAAUGUGCAAAUAUUGUAAAAUUCAGGUGUGCAAUGCUCUUAAGAGACUUACCCAGAAAGACUCACAACUGUAAUCGCUGCCAAAUGUGAUUCUAACAUGUAUUGACUCAGGGGUGUGAAUAGUUAUGUAAAUUAUAUAUUUCUGUAUUUCAUUUUUCAAUAAAUUUGCAAAAAUGUCUAAAAACAUGUUUUCACUUUGUCAUUAUGGGGUAUUGUGUGUAACAUGACAAAAUGUGGAAUAAGUGAAUGGGUAUGAAUACUUUCUGAAGACACUGUAUAUCCAUUUUCAGAAAUAUUGGUAAAUUAGCUUUUAUUGUUGAAAGAAAUUCUGAAAGAGAUUGGUGUGUUUUUUCACUAUCUAAUCAUGACAUGGGGUUGGUUCGUUAAUGAUAGACUUGUAUUUGUUUAAUAUCUAUCGCUUGAUGGUUUCAUUUCAGAGAGACAAAUUAUCAUGUUUUUUUGCUAAAUGCUAUAUAUCCGCCUCACUCUCAGAGAAAUAAGUAGUACUGCUAGGUUUUACACAGUGAAAUGUAACUGUACAAAUGAUACAUUUGUGAUAUAAAUAUACAAUUUAAUGAAAUUCAAUACAAUAAUAUGAGAUCUGUAUGUAAAACAUUUAAACUUUAGUCAUUUAGCAGAUGCUCUUAUCCAGAGCGACUUACAGUAAGUGCAUUCAUAAAAAUAAUAUGCCAUUUAGCAGACGCUUUUAUCCAAAGCGACUUACAGUCAUGCGUGCAUACAUUUUUGUGUAUGGGUGGUCCCGGGGAUCGAACCCACUACCCUGGCGUUACAAGCGCCGUGCUCUACCAGCUGAGCUAAUCUUAAGAUAGCUAGGUGAGACAACCACAUAUCACAGUCAAAUAUACAGGAUAUGAACAUUCCAUUCAGCUUAACAAUGGAUAUAAAGCAAUUUGCACACACAACAAAAAACAUUUUCAUACACAUCUAAACUCUAUUAAUAAAAAAUCUGAGACUUACCCAGAAAGACUCACAGCUGUAAUCGCUGCCAAAGGUGAUUCUAACAUGUAUUGACUCAGGGGAUAUGAACAUUCCAUUCAGCUUAACAAUGGAUAUAAAGCAAUUUGCACACACAAUAAAAACAAAAACAUUUUCAUACACAUCUAAACUCUAUUAAUAAAAAAUCUUAGAACAGUCAUAUUUUACACACACAUGAACGUACAUGAAGGUACCCAUAAACGAUCAUUUCAGAUGGAAAAAAACAAACAAACAAACAGAAUGUAUGUGAAAAAUUGGUGGAUAUAGGGUUUUGGAAAUAAACUCUUCAAAUUAUCUAAAUAUAUUUAAUCGUUGUGAACUGACAGGUGUGUGUGUGUGUGUGUGUGUGUGUGUGUUUUAAACAACGUUUUCUAUAGGCUGAUUGUUAUUUAACAUGUUCCAUUUGUCAUAUGGAAUGUCUUUCCCUAUUUUCUAAGCUUGUAUGUUCACUUAAAGGCAAUUUUUUAUCUAUGUUGUCUUCCCGACUUGGAUCAUGACACCGAAUCAAUCCAAAAACCCCCACAAUCAGUUUAUUGUUCAUAGCCUACAGGUCUGCUUGAAUAGGCUACUAAAAUGAAAAUCAACUGAACUUUUUAACAAACCGUUAUAGGCUGUAAUUGUUCAUGGAAGUGCACAAAUUAAGUAAUCUAGGGCUAUAAUUUAUUACAUCGUUAAAGCCUAGUUUUUAUGAACUAGGGCCAAUGGAUAAGGUGAUAUGAAAAACAAAUUGCGUUUGAUUUCAACAUCUUAAAAAAAAAAAGACUACAGAAACUAAGCCCAUUCAAUUCUUAACCUAUUAUUUGAAAAUAAAAAGGAAAUGUGUUUACCUGAACUUGAAGUGUGCCAGUCUUAGACCUUAGGGUGAUUAUUCUAUUUUUUUCAACUAUCAGAUAAAUUUGACGUUCCUCUACAUUCUGUCGGUAACAAUAGGCUGGUUCCAAAGCCAGCUGCGAUUGGACUGACAGAGACGUUGUAACGGACUGGGCAAUAGUUUUGGUGACUUCGUGUGCUUUCGGAAUGAUCGUAGAUACUCGUUUCCCAACUUGGAAGUUUCACUUGAACAACACCCCAACUGGUAAUUACAAGUGUGAAAGUCUGAGAAAAUGUUGAUACCCAAGGUUCCGAGUUGUGAAGUUUCAUCACUGACCUUUCACCUUUCCAACCACAACAAAUCCGUUUUUGACAAUUACCUACAGACAUAAUUUUUAAAAUAAAAAAUACUCCUUAUGACUAGGCUUACAGUAUUGUCAAUGUUAAGCAAGCUAGCUAACUUUAUUAUAAGCAACGGUAAACUAGCUAAAAUCUUUUUAAUUUUAAUUUUAUUUCACCUUUAUUUAACCAGGUAAGCCAGUUGAGAACAAGUUCUCAUUUACAACUGCGACCUGGCCAAGAUAAAGCAAAACAGUGCGAUUAAAAACAACAACAACACAGAGUUACAUAUGGAAUAAAUAAAACAUACAGUCAAUAACACAAUAGAAAAUCUAUAUACAGUGUAUGCAAAUGUAGUAAAUUAUGGAGGUAAGGCAAUAAAUAGGCCAUAGUGCAAAAUAGUUACAAUUUCGUAUUAACACUGGAAUGAUAGAUGUGCAAGAGAUUAUGUGCAAAUAGAGAUACUGGGGUGCAAAUGAGCAAAAUAAAUAACAAUAUGGGGAUGAGGUAGUUCGAUGGGCUAAUUUCAGAUGGGCUGUGUACAGGUGCAGUGAUCGGUAAGUUGCUCUGACAACUGAUACUUAAAGUUAGUGAGGGAGAUAAGAGUCUCCAGCUUCAGAGAUUUUUGCAGUUCGUUCCAGUCAUUGGCAGCAGAGAACUGGAAGGAAUGGCGGCCAAAGGAGGUGUUGGCUUUGGGGAUGACCAGUGAGAUAUACCUGCUGGAGCGCAGACUACGGGUGGGUGUUGCUAUGGUGACCAAUGAGCUAAGAUAAGGCGGGGAUUUGCCUAGCAGUGAUUUAUAGAUGACCUGGAGCCAGUGGGUUUGGCGACGAAUAUGUAGUGAGGGCCAGCCAACGAGAGCGUACAGGUCACAGUGGUGGGUAGUAUAUGGGGCUUUGGUGACAAAACGGAUGGCAUUGUGAUAGACUACAUCCAAUUUGCUGAGUAGAGUGUUGGAGGCUAUUUUGUAAAUGACAUCGCCGAAGUCAAGGAUCGGUAGGAUAGUCAGUUUUACGAGGGCAUGUUUGGCAGCAUGAGGGAAGGAGGCUUUGUUGCGAAAUAGGAAGCCGAUUCUAGAUUUAACGUUGGAUUGGAGAUGCUUAAUGUGAGUCUGGAAGGAGAGUUUACAGUCUAACCAGACACCUAGGUAUUUGUAGUUGUCCACAUACUCUAGGUCAGACCCGCCGAGAGUAGUGAUUCUAGUCGGGUGGGCGGGUGCCAGCAGCGUUCGGUUGGUUGAAGAAAUGAUCCGACUUCAAAAGCACUUGAACACAUUCAUGUCAGAUUUAAGACUCCUAAACUGUGAAGUUUCCGUCUUCUCGCGAGCACACGAAGGCAGCAAAGACGAGACCGGAGACGUGAUCCAGCAUCAUCAGAAAGAGCACCUUCGCUUUCUCUCCGACAGUGAGAAACCACCGCUACUGAAACUACUGAAGACACAAUGAAUAACAGUCAAUGUGUUCAAAUCAUUAAAGGUAACUAAGAGAUUUGUCUUUCUAGACAGCUGUUGAAUAUUUGAUGCACUUGGCAUUUGAUUAGGCUUAGCCUAUAUUUUCCAAAACUUUGAACAUAACUUUUCAUAUAAAAACUACUCCUUAUGACUAGGCUUACAUAUUUGUGUUUCACAAUGUGUGUUAUGUGGGCAGUUUAAACCAUUAUUAGGCCUGUACUGAAUACCUCAUUCAAGAUGAAACAUCUCAUUCAGCUACAUUUAUCUUUAUUCAUUUAUUUUUUAUUUUUACAUGUGACGUAUUCCCAGAACAUGCAUCAGUUCUGCUCAGGUGUUAUGAAGUAUUUUAUACAAUGCUGCCGUCUAGUGGAGAGUUUGGAGAUUGAAAGCCCCUCUGUUACGCAAAAAAACGUAAGAAGCAUCUUAAGAAAAAAUAAAUAAAGAAGUUCAUAAGUGCAAUUCCUCAACAAUAUCUUAAGAUUGUAUGAUUUUCUUAGGAACUUCUGAAAUAUCUUCUUAAGCUGUUUGUUGCUAGGCAAUUGUUUUAGGUAGCUAUCUAGCUAACAAUGGCUAUCAUGGUAGCAUAUUUCUUACUGAGAUUACUGUUCUAAAACAUGUUCUUGGGUUUAAAAUAAUCAAUACGGAAACUUUCAGAUGAAGUUUGUGAGGGAAUUGAACAUGUUCAAUUGCUUUCAUGAGCUUAUUUUUUUCUCACUGCCCUGAGUUUAAGACAAGGGUUUAGCUAUCUUGGAAUUAAGAACAUUUCCAAUAACUUUAUUUUCAGGAAUCUAACUUCUUCUUAACUUUUUGCUUAAGGAGAAACAUAAGAAAUAGAGCAAGAAAAUGUCCAAUAACCUUUUUGAGGAAAAGCAACUUUGCUUAACUUUCUUCUUUAAGUCUAUAGUUAAGGAAAAAAUGGCAGUUAAUAAGACAUUUCUUCUUAAGAGGGUUUUGUUAAUCUGUAACCAGAGGGGUUUCAUCAGUAACCAGAGGGUUUCAUCAGUAACCAGAGGGGUUUCAUCAGUAACCAGAGAGUUUAAUCGGUAACCAGAGAGUUUCAUCGGUAACCAGAGAGUUUCAUCGGUAACCAGAGAGUUUCAUCGGUAACCAGAGAGUUUAAUCGGUAACCAGAGGGUUUAAUCAGUAUAGUAGAGGGUUUCAUCGGUAACCAGAGGGGUUUCAUCAGUCUCCAGAGGGAUUCAUCAGUAUAGUAGAGGGUUUCAUCGGUAACCAGAGGGUUUCAUCGGUAACCAGAGAGUUUCAUCGGUAACCAGAGAGUUUCAUCGGUAACCAGAGAGUUUAAUCGGUAACCAGAGAGUUUAAUCGGUAACCAGAGGGUUUAAUCAGUAACCAGAGGGUUUCAUCAGUAACCAGAGGGUUUCAUCAGUCUCCAGAGGGUUUCAUCAGUCUCCAGAGGGUUUCAUCAGUAACCAGAGAGUUUAAUCAGUCUCCAGAGGGUUUCAUCAGUCUCCAGAGAGUUUCAUCAGUAACCAGAGGGUUUCAUCGGUAACCAGAGGGUUUCAUCAGUAACCAGAGGGUUUCAUCAGUAACCAGAGGGUUUCAUCAGUAACCAGAGGGUUUCAUCAGUAACCAGAGGGUUUCAUCAGUAACCAGAGGGUUUCAUCAGUAACCAGAGGGUUUCAUCAGUAACCAGAGGGUUUUAUCAGUCUCCAGAGCGUUUCAUUAGUCUCCAGAGGGUUUCAUCAGUCUCCAGAGGGUUUCAUCAGUCUCCAGAGGGUUUUAUCAGUCUCCAGAGGGUUUUAUCAGUCUCCAGAGGGUUUCAUCAGUCUCCAGAGGGUUUCAUCAGUCUCCAGAGGGUUUUAUCAGUCUCCAGAGGGUUUUAUCAGUCUCCAGAGGGUUUCAUCAGUCUCCAGAGGGUUUCAUCAGUCUCCAGAGGGUUUCAUCAGUAUAGUAGAUGCUAUCUCCUGUGGUUCUGCCCUUAAAUUAUAUAUUAUUCUUCUCCCCUUCCGUUCCACCUCUACCCUCACCUUCCUCCUCCUCCUCCUCCUCUUCCUCUUCCUCCUCCUCCUCCUCCUCCCCCUCCUCCUCCUCCUCCUCCUCCUCUUCCUCCGUUACGGCGCUGGCUGGUCAGCGGGUGGAGCUGGACUGUCUGGGUGAGGUGAUGGAGGCCAUGGGUCGCUUCUCCUUCCAGGUGUCCUGGCGCUAUACCCUGAGGGUGGUGACCUCAGAUGACUUUGUGCUGGGAUGCCAACAGGUUAAUUAUUAUUAUUAUUAUUAUUAUUAUUAUUUUAAUAUGUAUUUAUUUGCCUGUGGAAAAUAAGAAGAAACAAUUACAUCACAUUACAGUUAAUUGCAUAAAUAAUAACAUGUACAGUGCAAAAAAAAAGGUUUAGGUAGCGUACAAACAUGAAAAAAAAACAACAACAACAACAACAACAACAACAACAACAACAACAGAACAUCUCCCCCAGGCUAGACAGGCUGGUGCUGGACCCGGUGAGGGAGGAGGACUACGCACACCGCUGGGUCAAGAGGCUAUACUUGGGCUUCCUCCUGAGGCUUUGAGACUGGACUUCCUCUGCUCUGGCUCGGUGUGACAGUGGGGACGAGAAAGUCCCAUGGUAACAUUACCGUGGUGAAAGCUGAUGAGGACCUGUAUGUCAGGGACAUAUGUUGAAAAGCCUUGGGGUCGCAAGGGGUCACAGUGGCACUGUUUCUCCUAGGUAUUGUAGCAAUGAUCUACUACAGUACCCAUAAUGCUCUGUAACUUGGCUUGCAAAACAAUUUCCCCAAAAUGUCCAGGUUUUCCAAAUAUUUUGUGGUUGGGAAAUUCAGAGUAUCAGGAGGGAAUAUACAUGAAAUCUGAAAUCCUCCAACCGGGAUCCCCCAACCAGGAUCCUCCAACCAGCAUCGUCCAACCAGGAUCCUCCAACCAGCAUCCUCCAAACAGCAUCCUCCAACCAGGAUCUUCCAACCAGCAUCCUCCAACCAGGAUCUUCCAACCAGCAUCCUCCAACCAGUGAUCUUCCAACCAGCAUCCUCCAACCAGUGAUCUUCCAACCAGCAUCCUCCAACCAGUGA
Coregonus sp. 'balchen' is the source of this 23212-nucleotide messenger RNA. The record is from the annotation of a GenBank genome assembly. NCBI's taxonomy places the organism in Eukaryota, Metazoa, Chordata, Actinopteri, Salmoniformes, Salmonidae.